Molecule: messenger RNA, 726 nt
Organism: Kluyveromyces marxianus DMKU3-1042
Lineage: Eukaryota; Fungi; Ascomycota; Saccharomycetes; Saccharomycetales; Saccharomycetaceae
Gene: PRP38
Product: U4/U6-U5 snRNP complex subunit PRP38
Exons: 1
Coding region: 1-726 (241 amino acids)
Source: RefSeq, a predicted model, not a curated record
AUGUCAAAUGAGUUUUACAUUGAGGACAGUUUGUCCGGGAAGCAGUUGAAUCACCAAUCGACUUCGUUGGUUGUUCCUCAAACAUUUCGAAAUAGAGUUAUGUCCUCGAUGUACUAUAAAGUGAAUCUCACACCUAUAAGCAUGAGAGGAGACACCAUAGUCCAGCUUAUUCCAAUUAUAGUAAGGGAUUUGGGAUCAUUGAAUGAACGCAAGAGCCCUCACAUGGGUGUGUGCGGAGGUGUGGAGUUCAAAUGCUUGUUGAUGAAGAUGAUAAACCUUCGGCCGCCAUGGGAUCAACUAAAGGUACUUCUAGAGCCACACGAGUCGUUUAAUAACAAAUAUAUUACAGUACUGAUAUUAUGUUACUUGAGAAUUUCAUACUAUUUUCUAAGUGAAACCCAUUCAAAUGAGCAAGGUAUAUCCUUCGGUUUACUACAUGAUAUGAUGAAGAAAUAUAUAAAGGACCACAGAAAACUAAAGAGCUAUCCGCUAGAUGUAGACUGCUGGUCACAAGCAAUCAAAAAGGAGCUCGUAAUAUCUCACUUGGACGAGAUUGUCGAUUGGUUAUGCGAAAAGAGUGAAAUCUGGGGCAUCCCACUUGGAAAAUGUAGUUGGUGUAAGAUAUGGGAUGAUGAUGAUGAUGACGAAAAUUCAGAUUCGGAUUCAGAUUCGGAUUCAAUCUCAGAUACAGAUUCGGCAUCAAACUCCAGCGAGUCCAAUGAGUAA